CCACGCACAGUGUUGCCAACUUGGAUUUUGAAAAAGGCUCUCUUCUUUGACGAGUCUCAUAUUAGACUUAACAGAUAUAACCUAGAAAAAUGAAAUUUCUACAGUACCAGAUUCUGUGGGUGCUGUAGACAUAAUAAAAACGCACAGAAGAUUUGAAAUUAUCAUAGGUAAUACCAGUAUAAUAUACAAUGUCUAAUGAUAAAGGUACGCUUCCUACGUUUCCUAGUAUAAUGAUCCAUUAAAUUGUAAUAAGGAAAACAUAUGGAUAAGAAUUAUUUUGUGAUGUAAAAUGUUGAUGCAAGACCAACCAGACACAAAUAAGCUAUCAAAGAAGGAGCGUAGAAAGGCCAAGGUGGCAGAGAAGGGUACCAUUAAUAACACAGAUCAUAAUAAGAAAAAUACAGUUGAACCUAAUGCUAAAGCUGAUCAUGCUACAGAUCAAAUUCAAGUAAAGCAAGAAUCAGUGCCGCAGGAAAUUAAUGCUCCACCUGUUUCCACAGAUGCCCCUCAUGAAGGCCAAAAAUCAAAAGCGCAACUACGUGCGGAACGGCGUGAAAAGCAGGAACAGCAACGCCUGGCAAAACAAAAUAAUAAAGAAACAGUUGCCCCUAAACCAGUCAUGCCUAAAUCCACAAAAAAGUUGGAUGAUGUAAAACAAAAGUCAGUUGAUGUAAAACCCAAAACUUUGCGGAAGGUUGUAGAGAAAAUUGAUUCUGCCAAAAAGCGGCAUAGAGUUCAGUUAUUUAGUCAUUUGGAAAAAAGCGUAUUCAAGCCUUUAACAGUUCACCAGGCAAUUCAUCCAGCUAUUAUACAAUUAGGCGCCCAAUAUGCGGCAAAAACAAUCCUUGGUUCAGAUGCCCGAUGCUUAGCUUUAUUGUGUGCUUUAAAGCACCUUAUUAAUGAUUUUCAAACUCCUGUCAAUCAAGAACUGUGUAGAGCAUUUGAAGCCCACCUGCAUAGUAAUGUCGAACAUUUACAAUUGUGUCGCCCGUUUGCCGUUUCAAUGACAAACGCAUUACGCUAUUUCAAGCUGCACUUAGCGCAAAUCAAAACGUCCAUGACAGACUCUGAAAAGAAGGAUGAAAUGCAGACCACAAUUGAUUCCUAUGUAGAAGAUGAAAUCGACAAAGCUGUAGUGGCAAUCAGCGCGAAAGUUUGCGAAAAAAUCAAUGAUAACGACGUCAUUUUAACCUACGGCCAUUCGUCGCUAGUGAAUAAAAUUCUAAUUGAUGCAAAAGAAAAGGGCAGAAAUUUUAAAGUGAUUAUUGUUGACGCGAGACCACUACUCGAAGGCCGCCGAACUUUAACCAAGCUAACAAACGCGGGCAUAGAGUGCACGUAUAUUCUAAUCACAGCUAUCAACUUCAUCAUUAAGCAGGCUACGAAAGUCAUUUUCGGAGCACAUGCAUUAUUAAAUAACGGAUAUGUUAUGGCACGUGCUGGUACAGCUCUAGUUGCACUCAUUGCAAAAACGCAUAUGAAACCCGUAUUGGUCUGCUGCGAGACAUCAAAGUUUUCCGAACGUGCCCAAACCGACAGCUUUGUAUAUAAUGAGAUUGGUGAUCCCAAUGAGUUAAUGCCGAUUAAGGAUAAAUUCGGAUAUUUGAAUGCCUUGAACUUAAUGUAUGAUGUAACUCCACCCAAGUACGUCACUGGCGUUGCCACCGAAUUGGGCAUUUUGCCUUGUACUAGUGUCCCCGUUAUUCUACGUCUAAAGCCUACGGAAUAGGUAAUACAUUAAUGGAGAUAAGUAUUAAUAAAGACAUGUUUGUAUUGCUAAAACUUAAUCGUCCUCAUCAUCACUGGUUUCUUCUUCGGCUUCUUGGAGCCACUUGACGAACGGCACAACUUUUGAGUAAAUUGAUACAGAGUUGUCUAAAUUGCUGAACCAUGAACUAAUGACAUCUUCGCUCAAGAAAUCUUUGUCAUACAGCCAAUUCAACACUUUAACAAUACACGAACUUAGUUCGUUGUUGGCAAUUGCAACAUCCUACGAUUUUACGAAUAAAAAACUAAUUUUUCAAA
Molecule: messenger RNA, 2025 nt
Organism: Dalotia coriaria
Lineage: Eukaryota; Metazoa; Arthropoda; Insecta; Coleoptera; Staphylinidae
Gene: eIF2Bdelta
Product: eukaryotic translation initiation factor 2B subunit delta
Exons: 4
Coding region: 290-1729 (479 amino acids)
Source: RefSeq, a predicted model, not a curated record